This is a messenger RNA of Pantherophis guttatus, 3208 nucleotides long. Its product is annotated as gap junction beta-5 protein-like. Gene Ontology annotation, cellular component: connexin complex. Gene Ontology annotation, biological process: cell-cell signaling. Gene Ontology annotation, molecular function: gap junction channel activity. NCBI's taxonomy places the organism in Eukaryota, Metazoa, Chordata, Lepidosauria, Squamata, Colubridae. The record is from RefSeq and is a predicted model, not a curated record.
CUUUUCCACCGCCUUGUUGUCGUCCUCCUCUUCACUCCAAGAAUGCCAAAAGGAUCUAUGAUUCUUUGAUGGCCUUUCAGCCUAUAGAAAGGGGAAUUUCAGUGCAGCAGAUGGAGGGACCUGGGAAAGUCCACUGAAGAAGAGAAGGAUUUCCAAAACAAACUCUGCUAAAAGAAAUUAACCAAGAUGAAUUGGUCUGGUUUGGAAGAUCUCCUGGGGGGAGUGAACAAAUACUCCACAGCGUUUGGGCGUAUUUGGCUCUCGGUUGUUUUCAUCUUUCGGCUUCUAGUCUAUUUAGUGGCAGCAGAGAAAGUCUGGGGAGAUGACAGUAAGGACUUUGACUGCAACACUGAGCAGCCAGGUUGUCCCAAUGUCUGCUAUGACCAUUACUUUCCAAUCUCUCACAUCCGACUCUGGGCCCUGCAACUCAUCCUUGUCACCUGUCCUUCCCUGUUGGUUGUUAUGCAUGUAGCCUAUCGGCAAGCCAAACUGAAGAAACGUUUACAGAAAUGUGGGGAUCACUUCAGACCACGUUAUCCUCCAGGCAAGAAGCGUGGAGGGUUAUGGUGGACCUACCUCUUCAGUCUUCUCUUCAAAGCUGCGGUGGACAUUGUGUUCCUGUUUAUCUUUUACCACGUGUACCCAAACUACAAGCUUCCUACUCUAGUCAAAUGCUCUCUCUCGCCUUGCCCUAACCUAGUUGACUGCUACAUAGCCAGGCCAACAGAAAAGAACAUCUUCACUCUGUUCAUGAUUAUUACUGCCUGUGUUUGUAUCUUACUUAGCCUCCUGGAAGCUUUCUAUCUCAUUGGGAAAAGAUGUAAAGAGAGCAUUCAAGACCGAAGUGAAAGUCACAGCAGAGAGAGUGGCGAAGUACACUUUAUCAAAAGAGACCACUGCUCCUUGUCCCCAAGUAAACAGGACACCACCGAAAUAGAUGGGCAGAUUUUUCAUGGGUCAGAUUAUAAACCCGUCACUUCACCUCUCAUAAGCAACUCCCAAUGUGGAGAACCUUCAAAACUUGGGAAGCUGGAAUAAAAUACACACCCAUGAAAAAAAGAAGAGCUUGGGCCCCAUCCAUAUUGCUCCAUUCCAAUACCAAUUCCACUUUCCGUUAAGCUGGAAAUGUGAGAAGUGUGAGAAAUGGUGGCAGUUAUAGGGGAUUAGGAAAAAGAGCAUUGAUCUAGCUCUGUUUGUUCAGGUUUCAAUAGCUACUGUAAUUUGCCAUGUAAUCCACUCCAGGUUUAUGUUCCAACCAGAGCAUAUGCACCAAAGACAAAUUCCUUGUGUGUCCAAUCACACUUGGCCAAUAAAGAAUUCUAUGUCUAUGGCAGCCAUGCCCUUCUUCAGGGUGGUCCAUUACAAUCCCGUCUGCCUUUCUGAUAUUUUUUUUUAACCGCAUCACUCGUAGGUAGCCCUCAUGAGUUUAGUGUUUUCUUCCCCAUUCAAACUCUGAACUUCCCCAGCUCCAAAAUAUUGCAGCUCUGGAAACCUAAGAAUUCUAAUGUCUACUGAUUCUUUUGCAAGGGGUUGAUGGUUCUUCUAUCCAAACAUGGUACUUCUUUCCAGGAGAGAGGGUCUUCAACAGCCAUAUUCAUUUAUUUUGAUUCUUUUAACGGAAGGCAUCUAAAUUAUUUGUCAACAAUACAUUGUUCUUUGUUCACUUUCAAUCUAAUUUUUAAAAUCAUCUCACUAUCAAGGAAGAUAUUUGGUGAAACUGGUAUUGAGAUGGUUUUCCAAUGAAGAGAAUUUGGAAUAAAUAAUAAAUAAAACUUAAGACAUGUUGGCUAAUGGAGGAAAGGCAAUGCACUGUGUCCUAGCCCCAAUGAAGUAGCGAAGGUCCUAGCUUGAAAAAUGUGUUUUUUUCAUUUGCAGGAGCCAGGAAUGGCAAAGAGGAAGAUGCAUGUGGUUUGAUGGUCUGCCAUCAUUACUGCCAUUCAGCUUGAUGGUCUAUGAGUUGUCAAGAGUGAAUCUAGGCACAAAACAAGGCAUAUUAUUAAUAAUAGAAAAUCAAAUUUUGGAUAAUAAAAAUCUGUCUGAUAUCAAUGAGAUCAUUUAGCAUGUAGCUACUUUUCUCUUGGUUUACCGGAAGCCAUUUCCCAAAAUUUCAUAGGACUCUUCACCAACUAUAUUUGGAGAUCACAGGGUUAAACUUUAAGAUUAUUGGCAUAGCAAACCAUUAACUUCAAUUCCUCACUUUCUUCCUGUUAUGCUUUCUGGGUUAGGAGAUUGGUGCUAGGCAUGCAAUAGAUGAGAAAUAUCACAAUAUCUAUUACAGCCUUGUGUAAGUUCCACAUCUCAAUGCCAACUGAUCAUCUCUGUUUUAAGUCCUGAUUUUCUCGUUGAUCGACAACUUAGCUUGCCUGAAACUCUACAAGCCACGGCAAACCCACUCCUCCUCUGCAUUGGCACACUCCAGUAGUUAAUUACGUGCUAUUGAUGGGUUAAUUGUUAUUAAUUAUAUGUCACAUGUUUUCUGAUUCAUUUCUCCACGUAUGAUCUAAUAGAAUAUUGAGAAACUGUUUACCGCUGACCUAAAUUCUCUUUUUCUCAAUUACUAAGUUGCCCAGGGAAACUUCUGGAAUAGUUCGUUUGAUUUGGAGAAAAGGAGAAAAUAUACAUUUUAGAAAUAAAAUAAAUUGAGAUUUUUUUUCCUGAAAUAGAAAUGGCUAUCCAUCUUGUGAACCAAGAACAUUUAAUUUGGUUUACUAAUUUCAAAAUAAAUCACAUCACUUAUCUGUAAAGUAUGUAAGUCAUCAUGUGUGAGGCCUACAAAAUUGAGUCAACCCAUUUGUUCAUCUAGCUCAAGAUUAUAGGUGCUUACUGGCAGCAACUGUCUAUGAUCUCAGGGCAGACUAUUUCCAAAUUUUGAUCAAGAUGUCAGAAAGUGAAUUUUUGAUCUUCUGCACAGACAACUGUCUUAUAUUGACGUACACCAAUUGUUAUUCUACCUAAUUCUCAGGGUUUCAGACUGAAAUCUUUCCUAGAAAUUCUUGGAGAAUUCAGAAAUCUGGAUGCCUUACUUGUGAAGAACAAAUCUCUGUGCUACUGCACUUUGACCUAUAGUUGGUUUAAUCAGAAUUUUAGUUAGUUUUUUUGAGGAGCAGUUUAAUUAUAAUAGCUACAUUUACAUACUUGAACACUUUUAGUAUUUAAUGUAAUGAUGUAGGCAAUGAUAAAUAAAAAUGCUGAAAUUGGCUAACUACAA